Molecule: messenger RNA, 1273 nt
Organism: Eutrema salsugineum
Lineage: Eukaryota; Viridiplantae; Streptophyta; Magnoliopsida; Brassicales; Brassicaceae
Product: GATA transcription factor 24
Exons: 8
Coding region: 194-1084 (296 amino acids)
Biological process (GO): regulation of DNA-templated transcription
Molecular function (GO): protein binding; sequence-specific DNA binding; zinc ion binding
Source: RefSeq, a predicted model, not a curated record
GAAAAAGAAAAAAAAAAUCAAAUCAAUCAAAGAGUUCCUUUUUCGCUCGCGUCUCUCCGUUUGCCCCUUUUCUUUGUAUAAUCAAAUCCUGUUUAUCGUGAAUCAGCACUGUCUCCCUCCAUUGUCGCCAUCAUUUUCUAGGGUUCUUCAUACUUAUCGCUUUGGUUGCUCUGAGCAACAAAAAAGAAAGACCAUGGAUGACCUUCAUGGAAGCGAUGGUGGAAUGCACAUCGGUUUAGCUCAAGAUCCUAUGCAUGUCCAAUAUGAACAUCACGACUUGCACCAUAUCAACAAUGGAAACGGUUUGAUGGAGGACCAUGUUGAUAAUGGGAUAAAUGAAGGAGUGGAGAUAGACAUUCCUGCUCACCCUGGAAUCUCAUCUGAUCAUCGCGGUGAAGUUGUAGACCGUGGCAGUGAAAAUGGAGAUCAAUUGACAUUGUCCUUUCAGGGACAAGUUUAUGUGUUUGACCGUGUCUCACCGGAGAAGGUUCAAGCUGUGCUAUUACUACUUGGUGGACGAGAAGUACCACAGACACUCCCGACAACCUUAGGAUCACCACAUCAGAACAAUAGGGUACUGGGUUUAUCUGGUACUCCUCAAAGGUUUAGUGUCCCUCAGCGACAAGCCUCGUUGAUCAGAUUUAGGGAGAAACGAAAAGAGAGGAAUUUCGAUAAGACCAUUCGCUACACAGUAAGGAAGGAGGUAGCCUUGAGAAUGCAGCGUAAGAAAGGCCAGUUCACAUCUGCCAAGUCAAGCAAUGAUGAUUCUGCAUCUACUGGAUCGGAUUGGGGGUCAAGCCAGAGCUGGGCCUUAGAAGGGAGUGAGACUCAGAAGCCAGAGGUUUUAUGCCGGCACUGUGGAAUCAGUGAGAAGUCAACUCCAAUGAUGCGACGUGGACCUGAAGGGCCAAGAACACUUUGUAAUGCAUGUGGCUUAAUGUGGGCAAACAAGGGGACUCUUAGAGACUUAUCCAAAGCUCCUCCUCCUCCUCAAAUAGCCCAGAAUCUGCCUGCAGAUACGAAUGAGGACCCAAAUCUUGAGGCUGAUCAAAUGACCGGAGUAGCCGGUGACAUCAGCAGCUAAUAGUGAGAACUGAGAAACCACUUUUUUUUUUUCUUUUAAGAAAAAACAGCAAUCUAUUAUCUAAACUUAUUUUGCAUUCUAAAAUACUGUUUAGUUUUUGUUCUUUAGUUAUGACAUAAAAUAUUGGUUACGAAGCGUACUUAGUAGAUAAUCACUUAAUGAAUAUAAAAUCGAAACAAUGAUUGGUUA